This is a messenger RNA of Cotesia congregata, 1965 nucleotides long. The record is from the annotation of a GenBank genome assembly. NCBI's taxonomy places the organism in Eukaryota, Metazoa, Arthropoda, Insecta, Hymenoptera, Braconidae.
AUGGCUGUACAGUUGGACGGCGGGGGGAAAGAGGAUUUAAAAACACAAUUUGUCACGAGGGAAGGUACAUAUAAACUGAUGACAUUGUCCGAAUAUUCACGUCCUAAUCGUGUAGGCAACACGGACACGAGAGGUAGUGCAUCAGUCAGGGUAUCAUUUGUUACUUUGCCGGAUCCAGCCGACCCCACGGGGACACAAGGACUUGGUGAUCGAAUGUGCUUUAAUUUCGGAAAGGAAUUAUUUGUUUAUGUUUACCGGGGUGUUAAAAAGGCGGUGGAUCUGAAUAAGCCAGUUGAUAAAAAAUUAUACAAAGGAACAAACCCAACGUGUCAUAAUUUCAAUCAAACAACAGCAACAGCUGAUACAGCACCAUUGCUAGUGGGAUUUUCAACCGGACAAAUUCAACUUAUCGAUCCGAUAAAAAAAGAGUUAAAUAAAUUGUACAAUGAAGAGAGGCUUAUUGACAAAACAAAAGUAACGUGUAUAAAGUGGGUACCGGGAUCGAGCAAUUUAUUUUUGGUAUCCCACAGUUCUGGUCAACUUUAUCUCUACAAUUGGGAACUUCCUUGCGGUACAACCUCACCGCAUUAUCAGCCAUUUAAAUCCGGCGAUGGGUACGCUAUUCAUACAUGUAAAACAAAAUCAACGAGAAACCCACUCUACAGAUGGGUAAUUGGCGCUGAGGGAUGCUGUAUAAAUGAAUUUGCCUUCAGUCCAUGUGGUACCAAUUUAGCAGUUGUAUCACAAGAUGGUUUUCUCCGUGUAUUUCACUACGACACAAUGGAGCUGGUCGGUUCAGCACGCAGUUACUUUGGAGGUUUCUUGUGUGUAUGCUGGUCACCAGACGGACGUUACGUCGUUGUGGGAGGUGAAGAUGAUUUAGUAACAAUCUGGAGCUUUCAUGAGAAACGUGUUGUUGCACGUGGCCAGGGUCACCACAGUUGGGUCAGUGUUGUCGCAUUCGAUCCAUUCACCACGUGUUACGGCGAAGCUGACGGUGAUUUUAGUGGAUCAGAUGACGAAGCGAUGCAGCAGCAACAUCAACACAAUAACCACAAUCAUUUCAACGAUAAAUCGAACAGACUGUCAACAACGUCACAGGGAGUUCACUCAAACCGAAAUUCAUGUAGUUCUGAAUUACGUGUGCCUGGUGGUACGUGCUAUCGGCUUGGUAGUGUUUCUGAGGACACUCAAUUAUGUUUGUGGGAUAUAACUGAGGACGUAUUGAGGCAGCCGGUGUGUGCCAAGCAAAGAGUAUCGGCUGCUGGCUCCGGUACACUCUCAUCAUCUGGUACUUUGAGCAGUGGUAAUGGUGCGACCUCUAAUCACGUUACGAACAAUACUAAAUUUAAUAAUAUAAAUAAUGUAAGUUUUAACAAAGAUAGCACGGGUAGUCAUAAUAAUUCAGACAGUAGUACGAAUAAUAGCAGCACAAAUACAGCUGUAUCAACGGUUAAUUCAUUAACUCAAAGAUUUGCUGGUCUUGGUUUUGGAGAACGUAAUAAGGGUGAUAAUCAUAAGAGAAAUUUUAGUCUGACGAUGAGAUCCAGUAGCACAAGUAAUAAUAGUAAUACAGUGGUUAACAGUGGCGAUAACAAUAAAGCUAGUAGUAAUAAUACAAAUACAAGUAAUUUAAAUAGUGUCGGUGGUAACAGUAUAGGCGGUAGUAAUAAAAAAGCUAGUUUUGUGAUGGACGAUCCAAUGCGAUUGAUUGGAACUGCAUGGUGUCCUCGAUUUGACGAGUGUCCAGUAUUGGAGCCACUUGUGUGUAAAAAAUUAGCACACGAACGAUUGACUGAAUUAGUAUUUAGGGAAGAUUGUUUCGUCACUGCGUGCCAGGAUGGAUAUGUUUACACGUGGGCAAGACCUGGUCAACAGCACAUGGUAAGCAGCACCUUGCACAGACCACACCAUCAUAGUAAUUUACUCACAAAUAUUAAUUCCAUGCGACUUAAUGAUCUCUGA